AAUUUAUUUGUACAGUAUAUCUGGAUUUUUCAACUUUGAAACAGUAGCAGAGAUAGGAGGAAAGGAAGUAAUCAAGGGCACAUGGUGGUGUGCUGUUUCACAAGAUGAAGCCUCCAAAUAAAAGUCAUAUUUGACAUUAUAGAAACUAUGGAGACACCUAGUUGAUUUAUUGAGAUGUAUACGGUAAUAAAAAUUGAAGAAGAGUUGUCUCCCGUUUGGUAUUCUCCAGUUCACCUGUAAAAUUUCUGUGUAAGAUGUUGAUGAAUGUUUGUUGAUAAAUUAUUAAUUGUCACAUGACACAGACUAAUGUAUUUUAUGUACUAUAAUCUCUACAAUGUUACAAGUACAAUCGACUAUCUAUCUCCUGUUAAUAUGUGUAGUUGUAUCACAGGCCAGUUUUGAAGAUUUAAGAUGUAAGUGUGUAUGUCCAAGAGUAACAGAUAAAAAUAGUACAAAACCAAACCAAGCUAUUUAUAUCAGUGAUAAUUUUGAUCCAAGUCUAUGUACAUGUGAUAAUGUAGUCAGACCACAGAAUCCACAGGAACUAUGUCCUAGAUGUGAAUGUAAAUAUGAAAGCAGAAACACAUCAACUAUAAAGGUUGUAGUAAUAUUUAUAAUAUGUGUGGUAUCUCUAUUAUUUGUCUACAUGUUGUUCCUACUAUGUCUGGAUCCACUGAUAGCUCAUCGACCAACUCGUUACAUAGAACAUGCAGAUGAGGAGGUGAACUUGGAUGACCCGACUUCAUCUCAUAUGGCACAUGUCAAUCCAUCAUUAGCUCGUCAACGUUCUAUUAUCAACAGAGUUACUAAUGAACAAAAAAAAUGGAAAGGAACAGUUCAAGAACAAAGGAGAAAUAUUUAUGAUAGACAUGCAAUGUUAAAUUGAUCAAUAUUUCAAAAUGUUAUAGUGUACAUGCACCUCCGUUUAAAGGUAUUUACAUUGGGGAAUGCAAUUGUCUCUGCGAGUGUAUUUUGAAUAUGAAAUUGGUGAGUGCUUAUAAUCAUCAAAGAUUUUUUUUAAAAAAAAUGACUAAGUAUGCUUAGAGCAAAAUACUUUAAGUCUUUAAUUAUCUACUUGAAAAGUAUGACACAAUUUGUAUUUUAGUGACACCGAUGUUCAAUAUAUUGAAAAGCACAAUAAACCAGAUCAUUCACAGGUCACAAAAUCCCCAAAUAUUUACUGUUUUCAUGUAGAGAAUGUUAUUAGUAGUUCAACAUGUUCGAGUAUCAAGAAAAAAAAAUGUUAUUAAUAAUUUGCUGGUUCGAAAAGUUUGCAGAAUUAUUAUUACACAUAAAUAUUUCAGUCUGAAAUGAGUAGAAACCAAUGCAAUCUUGACUCCGUCAACAUUUCUGGAACGAAGUAUGUUUUUUUAAUAAAAUUACUUUUAAUGGUGUUUGGUCUUAAACCCCAUAUUUAACCUUUUUUUCUGACAUGUUGGGCCUUUAAUUUCAAACUGUGUCCUCUUAAGAAAAAAAGACUUUUUGUAGGCUACUUUUCUUUAGUUAUCAGAAGUGAAUAAUAACACUUUUUAAUCAAGUCCACCAAACUUAUUCGCUGAUUUAAGCGGACAUGUAAACUCUUAAACUUGUACAUACUUUCAGAGACCGUACCUAGGUGAAAUUUCUUUAUAUUUCAUUUGGUGUUCCAGUUCCAAUUUCUUAUGAUAGUUUAUUUGAUGAUAUUAUUUGUAUAUAUUAGAAUAAUGAAUAUAAUUUUAAACUAUGAUUCGGUUAUUGUACAUAUCUCAUUUAUCAUUCAAUAUAUCAAAAUAAAUAAUAAUAUUUCAUGUUUUGUAUAUUGUGAAUUAUAUAUUUAUUGUUAGUUAUUAUAUAGAUAUUAAAAUACUUGAUAUAACUGUA
Molecule: messenger RNA, 1860 nt
Organism: Patella vulgata (common limpet)
Lineage: Eukaryota; Metazoa; Mollusca; Gastropoda; Patellidae
Product: proton-transporting V-type ATPase complex assembly regulator TMEM9
Exons: 6
Coding region: 335-886 (183 amino acids)
Cellular component (GO): lysosomal membrane
Source: RefSeq, a predicted model, not a curated record